UCCCCGUGCUGAGCCCCGCCAUCCCCCAGCGCUGCGCUGCUGUUUCCGCGGCGUUCCUUAACUCGGGCCCGCCCCGCUCCCUUCGCGGGCCGCAGGCCGGGGGCGGUGCGCGCUCCGCGGCAUGGCGGGCGCUGCGGCCCGGGGCCCGCUGCCUCGGCCCUGCCGGCCGCUGCCUCUGCCCUGCCUGCUGCUCCUGCUCCUGCUGCUGCCGGCCGCCGGCGCCGAGCCCGAGCUGCGCUUCAGGCCGCCGGCCGAGGCCCCCGUCCGGCUCUUCACCGAGCCCGAGCUGGCCAGAUACGACGGGCACCAGGAAGGACAGCCCAUCUACCUGGCAGUGAAGGGAGUGGUGUUUGAUGUCACCUCUGGAAAAGAAUUUUAUGGAAAAGGAGCCCCAUACAAUGCUUUGGUUGGAAAAGACUCAACAAGAGGAGUUGCAAAGAUGUCUCUGGAUCCAGCAGAUCUUACACAUGACACAACAGGACUCACAGAGGAGGAACUGAAGUCCCUGGAUGACAUCUUCAAUAAUGUUUAUAAAGCCAAAUAUCCAAUUGUUGGCUACACUUCUCGGCGAAUUCUGAAUGAGGAUGGCAGCCCCAAUCUGGACUUCAAACCUGAAGAUCAGCCACAUUUCAGCAUUAAAGAUGAGUUUUGAGGAGCAUUUUUGUACCUAGAGGAUGCCUGGGGAGUGGCAGAAUAUUAAAUUAAUUCCCUGUUGUGGAGUUCAUUACUACAAUUAGCUACCGUGAGUCAGUUCUCUGCUCAGAGAAUGUGUGUGUGUGUGUACACACAUAGCACAGAGGAAACAAACAGAUCUGGAGCAGUGUCAUACACCUGGGCUGUUUGCUGGGAAUUACAGGAAUUAUUUAACCUGCAAGUUCUUUCUGCCAGGGUUUCUCUGUUAAGAAGUGUAUAAUGUAACAUUACAUUCCUCAGAAGAGAGAAAAAAGCUUUUAAUAAUUGAAAUAUGACUGGUCUUUUUGUAAAUCCCAAGCUAUUUCCCACUCCUUGGAAAAGUGUAAAUGAAUUAUUUGGACAAGCUCACAUCAAUUCUCUGUGCUUCAUGUGAAUGUAGGUAUCACGAGUACAGACAGGUGCAAUCGAGGCUUACAUUUUAAAAUGCAUUAUGAGGUUUAAUAUUUGAUGGAUUUGAGAAUACUGGAUAUAAAGCCACUCAGUCUCCUCAAAUGCAGUUACUGUGGAGUAUUUCUGCAAAGCCUACAGCUGUAAACUGAGAAAAAUAAAUGGGUUUUUUUCUCCCAUGAAAACUACUGUGACAUUUUAAAUAACACUAUUAUGUUAGUUUUGGAUAAAUGACACUUUACUUUUUAAAACUAAUUAUCAAAGAUGUCAUCUAUAUUAGAUUAUGACGAUUUCCUUGUACCUUCCUGCAAUCUUUCUCUGACAAAAAGAGGAAAUCAUAGCUCACCGUUUGCCACAUAUUCUUACAGCACAAGUUUAUUAUAGCAGUUUAGUGUCCUGGGGAUGUUGUUAGCAUUUAUAUAUUAACAAUUUCAGCUCUCAUUUUUUAUUUCUCUUAGUUUUCCUUUGUUCUUACCCUGGCUUCAUCGCUGCUGCUUUAAUGAAGUGUGUGCAGUGCCAUGUUCCUCUUCCUCUUAACCUGGUACAAGCUGCAGAUCCUGCAGGGUGAAAGCAGACCCCCUUCAUGGCAUUUCCCUGGCAGUCUUUCAGCAACAAGAGGGCUGUAAAAGCCUGAGCUGUAAAGAUUGCUGCUAACCCCUGACUUUCACUAACUUAAGUGGAAUGGGAAUUGUCCCGUAUGUGGAUUUAUCUGUCCCUGUCACCAUUUUCACUCAUAUAGGAAAAACUAAGGAGCUGCUCUCAAUUCUGUAUUAAUAACACAGAUAUAAUAAAUAUAUGGUUCUGUAUUGUUGUUCUAUUUCUUAAGCAUUUUGGUAACUUUCUAUGAAGGGAAGAUUUUGUUAAAUGAUUCUCCACCUUCUAGUUUGUAGGGGACAGCUGCCUGUUGAAUAACUAGAAAAGCUGUUUCUAUGUAUUUGCCCAUUCUUUCACAGUGUUACAGAUUUUACUCUAGAUUUGUUUUGUGUCUUACCAUUAGACCACUUCAUUUGCAGGAGGGACUCCUUAGGCCCCCACUGUUGGAUGAUGCUCUGAGUAGAAAAAAAUAAAUCAGCAUCUAAGAAA
Molecule: messenger RNA, 2163 nt
Organism: Prinia subflava (tawny-flanked prinia)
Lineage: Eukaryota; Metazoa; Chordata; Aves; Passeriformes; Cisticolidae
Gene: NENF
Product: neudesin neurotrophic factor
Exons: 4
Coding region: 122-652 (176 amino acids)
Cellular component (GO): membrane; endomembrane system; endoplasmic reticulum
Source: RefSeq, a predicted model, not a curated record